CGGCGCGAGACGAAGGUCCUCAACGUCCUCCUCUUCGUCAAGGGGCCCGUCUGGCGAGCCCUCUUCGGCAAGGAAGCCGACAAGCUGGAGCAGGCCAACGACGACGACAAGACCUACUACGUCAUCGAGAAGGAGCCCCUGGUCAACACCUACAUCUCGGUGCCCAAGGAGAACAGCACCCUCAACUGCGCCGCCUUCACCGCCGGCCUGGUGGAGGCCGUCCUCACCGCCAGCGGCUUCCCUGCCAAGGUCACCGCGCACUGGCACAAGGGGACCACGCUGAUGAUCAAGUUCGAGGAGGCCGUCAUCGCCCGGGAGAAGAGCUUGGAGGGGCGUUGA
Opisthocomus hoazin is the source of this 339-nucleotide messenger RNA. The record is from RefSeq and is a predicted model, not a curated record. NCBI's taxonomy places the organism in Eukaryota, Metazoa, Chordata, Aves, Opisthocomiformes, Opisthocomidae.